Molecule: messenger RNA, 3198 nt
Organism: Babesia ovata
Lineage: Eukaryota; Apicomplexa; Aconoidasida; Piroplasmida; Babesiidae
Exons: 2
Coding region: 1-3198 (1065 amino acids)
Source: RefSeq, a predicted model, not a curated record
AUGUCUUUCCUUCAUGGUGUUUUAGAUAACAUUAAGCCUAAAUUAGGCUUGCAUAGUCAUCACAUUAAUGAAGCUGUAAGCCUUCUUGAAGCCAAUAAACACUCUGGUAAAGACGGUUUUAAUACUGCGAUUAAAGCAGUGGUCAAGGGGGUGAAGGGGUAUAAUGAGGGUGUCAAGAAAUCCAAUCAGGAAGUUAAAUCUGCAGUAGAAGCUUUACAAAAUAAGGACAAGUUUGAUGAGAGGACGAAGCAGAAGAUGGAGCACAGUGCUCAAGAAAUCAAGUCGGCGGAGACUCUCAUCGGUGGAAAACUGGAGGACUGCGAGAUAAACGCUUCGGCGUUUGUAGAUUCACUUAGCAGACAUAGCGAAACUAUUGAUAAUUUUAAUAAUACUUUAUGUAAUAGAGUGCGUGGCGUAAUUAGUAGUGUAGAACAUGAGAAAGUGCGACUGCAUGACGUGGCGGCGAAGGAGAAAGACAUCUUAACGGCGGCGACGGACAAGAUUGGUGAUGCAUUGAACAAACUGAAAUGUAGCGUUAACGAUAAGAUUAAAGUAGACGUUGGGAAGCUUGUCAAAGAGGUGAAGGAGGCCUUAAAGCCGAUAUUGGCGGAUCUUAAAAACAUUGGAAAUUUGCUUAAGGGAUAUAUUAACGAUUUGACGGAGUGGAUUGCUAAGGCUGAGAAAGCUGUGGAAGAAUCGUUCAAGCUUGUGCAGGAGAUAUUAGAUGCUGUUAGAGAAGACUCUACGUUCAACAAUGUCAAGGACAUAAAGGGGGCGGCCCAGAAGAUUACGCAAAAAGCCGAACAGCUUCAGGGGAUUGCGACCUUUGGCAAAACGGAAGUCGACACAUUAGUCAAAAAAGCCCUCACGGCCGUGAAAGCGAUGGACGGGCAGCUGAAGCAGGAUUUGUUUGGGGUGAAGACGGAAAUAGGGAAGAAGGUGACGGAUAUUAAGGAGGCAAUUGGGAGGCUUUAUGGAAUUGUUAAGGAUGGAAAUCCGGGAGAAGGGGAUGAUAAUCAGGAAAUUGCAGGGGUUAUCGGUCAAAUUCGAGAAAAGGUUGCGGAGAUUAAAAAUCCGCCAAAUGGUCUGCAUGGAAUUGUUGGUGAAUCCGGCAGUUAUAAAUCUAAAAUCAUCGACGUUCUUACUCCCCUAAAUAGCAAAGCCCUUGAACUCACUAAGCAGUUCAUCGACGCGCAGGCGGCGGAGCUGGAAGAAAAGAUAGAGAGGCAGCUGGAGAGCAUGCCGGCAGACAUACACGCACAGCAUAAUUCCGAUUUCGGACGGUUUAAGAGUGAAAUUGCUGAGCUAAAAAUCCAAUCUAAUUUGCAGCUUAGCAUCAGCGGUGAACAGAAUAUCGAACAUCGUCAGAGUCAAAUUGAGGCAAGAAAGCUUCGGUUGAGUGAGGUGCGUAGAAGCAUUGUAUCUGCAAUAAAUAGCGCAAACGAUGCUUGGCAGCGCAAGAUACAUGCUGUAUUGUCGCCGUUGCAUUCCAAAGUGAACACUAUACAAACCCUUCAGGCCACUGACGUUAAAUCUGUACUAGACACAGUUUGUCAACAAAUUAAUGAGCUAAUUAAACUUGCCAAAUGCGUUAGUGAUGAGCAGUGGAAAGGUGCUAGAACUGACUGGAACAAUUUUAAACAGUAUGUUGAUCCGCUCAAGCUCCAGGUGGACCGGCAUGUUGAGGAAUAUAGGCAAUCCGGGAAUCAGCAUGUAGGUUAUGCAGCGCAAUUGUCUCAGCAGUUGCCUUCAGAGUUAGUACGCCAAGUCCAUGGUGUUGUCCCCGGUGCUUACCAAUGCGCUAACAGAAUCUCUGGUCAUCUUCAAGGUGUCAUCGCUUCCCAAAAGGCCAACCAACCACAAAGUCACGGCCGCGGAUUGCCGACUUGGCCACAACAACAUUACCGUAGUGCCUACGGCGGCUAUAACAGUUACGCCGGAGGACAGUAUCAACCUUACGCCCAACAGCUGUCUCUAACCGAUGCAAACAACGCGCCCACGCUCGACACUCUCCUCAAGCAGUUCGAAGACAAUGUUAAAGCGGAACUCUCCAGAUUAACUAAAAGUGUCGGCAAGACACCCGCCGAAGUAGGCAGCGUCUACAAAGAAUUGGACGCCGUUAAAAUCAACGUUGACGGCCUGAACAGUAAGCUCGAAGCGGCGACUGGACAAUCCGCCGGCUCCCCGACUAACCACGCCCAAGCCGUCGACACCGCGAUCCAGCAGGUGACCAGCACGCUCGACGACCAGCUGCCGAAUGGCGACGGUGAAAAAGUUAGCAUUAAAAAUGCCACAGGCAAUAGUUUCCCGCUUUACAAAACUCACGUCAAACAAGAAAACAUUGACUCACUCAGUGGCGACAACAUCGAACAGCUUGCAGGCGCCCUUCCAGACAAGAUCAAGGAAAUCAGGACGCAGGUGACCGGCACUCUGUCUGGGAUCGAUCCUCUCAAAAGCGCAAUUGACACUAGUGUCAGAGAAAUAACUACCAAAUUUAGUGAACUGUGCGAAAAAGUUAGAAGAGCGGCGGCUGCGGGGGAGGAUAAGGGUCAAGUGGAUGACACUCUCAGAGGACGGCUAAACGACCUGAAGCAGAAGAUUGGCUUGAAUAACUCCAAGGAAGGUACGCUUAAAAAACUAUUACAACAACUUGACGAGCUCCACACCAGUCUUGUGAAGGGUCCCAUCUUUAAGCUCAAUCAUUUCCUAGAUACGCACGCCGACAAAAUGCUCGACGUGCACGUGAAAUCACUUCACAAACAGGUCACCAACACAGUCGAAGACACCAAAGCGUUGCUCACCACCCAGGCGAAAAAGGACUACGUGACCGCCAUGCAGCUCCUCAUCCAGCAGUUCGCCGAGAGGGUUAGGAGCGACUUGAAUGGACUGCCUCAAGCAAUUAGUGACGAUUUAGAACAAGGACACAAAGGCUUUAUGGCGAAAUUGCAUGAGCAAUUUCUGAAUCGCUUUAACACUUAUCUCAGAACCUAUAACCUAGAGAGCAGAACAUUAAGAGAUAUCGCCGGUACAGUAUGUUACCAGUUUAGCGAUUUCAUGGAGGCAUUAUACAAGCAGGAAGAUUUCACAAACAAUCGCAUAUAUGUUGAGCCUUCCAGGAAGGCAUUGCAGACGUUGCUUACGCAUCUUGCCAAUUCACAGCACUUCGACCGCAUUUUCACUGACAACCUUAAAACUUAA